This is a messenger RNA of Coniosporium apollinis CBS 100218, 762 nucleotides long. RefSeq lists its product as uncharacterized. Gene Ontology annotation, cellular component: cytosol. The transcript is spliced from 2 exons. Bases 1 to 762 code for a protein of 253 amino acids. Gene Ontology annotation, biological process: regulation of intracellular signal transduction; cellular response to L-arginine. Lineage: Eukaryota; Fungi; Ascomycota; Dothideomycetes. The record is from RefSeq and is a predicted model, not a curated record.
AUGGCCGGAAUUUCGAUCUUUUUCAUCACGACCUAUUUCGCCGACUACAUCCUCGUCCCGCACCGCAGCCGCACCCCCGUCAUCAAAGCCCUCGAAGCCCGCGGCUUCGCCUUCGACAUGUCGACCUCGACCUACACCAACGCAUCCCACAGCCGCAACCACUCCUCAUCCUCCAACGAGACACCCCCGCCCGGCACGCCUCCCCCCGCCUCAAUCUCCGAGCUCCAAACGCGCACCUUCGCAACCCUCAAACGCCGCAACAUCGUCCCCACCGUCGAUCCCGCCAUCCGCCUCGUGCACUGCGCCGGCCGCCGCGACACGGACCUUGCGAACGGCUCUCGCCCCAGCGCCAACCGCACCGCGGAAGACAAGCUCCAGCUCGGACUGGUCAAAUGCCUCAUCUGCACCCCGCGCUUCCUCUCCCUAACCCUCACGGACACGGAACCUGCGUCCCUGCUCCUCGAGAAGCGGCUCCUGGCCAACUUUCCUGGAGAUGACGAUGUGCUGCUGGGCAGCAAAGACGACAUCUUGAUCCCGAUUACGCUGGACCUGAGGGGCCUGCCGCUCGAGAGCACGGGCAUUGUGUGUGGGGUUGCGAGCAGGCUAGUUGGCGGCACGACGGCGGGUUUGGAGGGGCCGGUCGAGAUGAGCUAUCUUUCGACGGCGAGGGCGGGGACGGUCAUGGUGGCGGAAGAGGAGAUCGAGAGGGCGAUGUGGGCGCUGAGGGGGGUGGAUAAUGGGGUUCAUGAGUUGGGCGAUUGA